Molecule: messenger RNA, 2301 nt
Organism: Trichoderma reesei QM6a
Lineage: Eukaryota; Fungi; Ascomycota; Sordariomycetes; Hypocreales; Hypocreaceae
Exons: 4
Biological process (GO): double-strand break repair via homologous recombination; mitotic G2 DNA damage checkpoint signaling
Cellular component (GO): Mre11 complex
Molecular function (GO): damaged DNA binding; protein binding
Source: RefSeq, a predicted model, not a curated record
GGGCGUACACUUUGGCUGCGGCCGGGCAAAACGUACCUCUUUGGGAGGACGGCAUCGGAGCCUGGCCAGCUAGUACUUUCGCACAACACCAUCUCGCGCAAACACCUGACAAUCACGGUCGACCCCGUUACCGAAGGACACGCGCACAAUCUCUCAAGCCGGUCCAAGAUCAAGAUCGAAGACCUCGCGACUAAGAUAGGCACGGUGGUCAAUGGGCAGAAGAUCAAAGGAGAGGUUUACGAUGUCCAGGUCGAGGAAUAUGAGAUCAUGCUGGGCAAGUGCUCAGACUCGUUCAGUCUGAGAUGGGAUCCAAAGGUCUUCACCUUCUCGUUUACGAACAAAGAGCUGCAGACGCAGCCACUGACCUCGCUCAAAGAACGAUUCGAGCAGCUAGAUAUCAAGCUGUUGACGGACUACAGCGUGAAGCACACGACACACGUCAUAUCGAAGAAGCGAAAUACAGCAAAGGGCUUGCAGGCUCUCAUCAACGGCAAAUACAUCGUCACGGAGUCCUUCCUCGAUGCAAUAUCCGCCGCAACAGAACUCUCUGGCGGCGCGGACAGCCAAGAGCCGAGCUCUUUAGAGACGGACUUUUACAGAUUUUGGCCCAAUGAGAUGGAGCAUCUGCCGCCGCGGGGUAGUGAACCAGUGCAGCACCCGGACGAACUGUAUGCGCCUGACAGCGGGAGGAAGGGCGUCUUUGAAGGAUAUACCUUCAUCUUCUACAACCAGAUUCAGUAUGAUAACCUCAUGGCGCCGAUCACAAACGGGGGCGGCAAGGCCAUGUUGCAUCCCAUCCAGCCGGAAGAGACGCGGCCCGAUGAUUUCCUUGUUGGCUGGUACACCGAAUUCAUCACCGCGGUCUCGCUGCUGUUAGACCACAGGCCUAUUGAACAAAAUGAGUUUCUAGAAGCGAUUCUGAUCAAGGAUGCGAGCCGAUUGCGACGACCAUUGGAGGUAGAGUCCUCCCUCAGGUCCCAGGAUGCUCAGCCUGCAGAAAGUGCACAGUCGGAGCGAAUCACUCAACCAAACUCGGAGAGCCAAAUGACAGCAGGGGUGAAUGAGCUUUCUCAAGAAAUUAGUUUUCAGCCCCUUCCGCGGCGCAGCAAGAUGCGAAGACCAGUCAAGAGGAGGUUUGCGGGCUUUGACGACGACGACGACGAUGAAGUGCCUAUAGAGGAAACGCCUCCGCCCCCUGCCCAAGCCGCAGCGAGACAGCAAUCGCAAGCGCAGGAGGACGAAGGAGGGUUGUUUGUGUCACAAGAGGAUGAUGCUCCAUUGGCGCCCGACACCCAGCAUGGCACCUUUCGGUCACAGAGAAAGAGAGCACCUUCCCCUGUACCAGAAGCUGAUCUGAUGGAGGGCAUGGCGCCGGCUGUGGCAAAGUUCAAACGGCAACGUCUCGAAAGGGGAGGACGCUUUGCUGAGCCUUCGCCUGAACCUGCGCCGGAGGAACGUGAAAAAGCAGAGCCAACCAGCGAAAAGAAGAAGAAGAAGGUCAAGGAAGAGAUAGACGUCCUGGCCUUGGCUGCGAAGAACCGCGAAGAGGCGGAAGCCCGGGCUCGAGCCGAGGCCGAGGACCUGGCCCACCUACCAGAGGACAUCGACCUGGCCGAAAUACGUCGGCUUCACAUUGUGGAGGAGAUUCAACCUCGCCCCGCAGACAGGGCUUCGGACAGGACGAGGGAACAGGACAUUGCCGACGGGCGAUGGAACCCCAAGUGGAACGGCAUGAAGAACUUUAAAAAGUUCCGCAAAAGGGGCGAGGCAACGGGAAGGCAGCCCGCCCGGGUCAUUGUCGCCCUCACCGAGGUCAAGGCCAAGGAGUUUGGAGUCGGCGACAACUACUGGCUGGAAGAUGUCAGUAGUGACCGCAGAAGGGCGACGAGCCAGCGCUCUGCCGUGGGCGCCGGCGAGGCAAGGAACUCCAACUCCCCCUUUGUGGAGCCGUCGCUGCCGACGACGACAUCGCGUGGUGCCUCUUCGGCGCGGGUUAUUAUUGCCUCUGAUGGUAGCGACGAAGAGGAAGGAGCAGAAGCAACGCCGGAGGCGUCGUCUGCCAGAGCUGCGGCGUCGAGAAGAGGUGGAAGUAGGGAGGAGUCGCAGAGGGGCACACGGAGCCAGCUCACCGGCGGACAGUCUCGGGCGACGAGUCAAGCGAAGAGGGCGGCCACGGAGCCUGCGGCAGCUAGGGACGCGCCGCCGCCGAAGAGGUCGAGGGUGGCGCCGAAGCUGCUGGAGGUUGGAGAUAGCGAUGAUAGCGACGACGAGCUCAAGUUUAGAUUUGGCAAGAGACGGUAA